AUGGCAUCAGAGACGACCAAGCCUGCCGACGCAGCUGCCGCCCCCGCUGACCAGAAGCAACAAGAGCCCACCAAGCCCACCGUCCUGGGCGAGGACGACGAGUUUGAGGAUUUCCCCGUCGAUGACUGGCCAGAGAACGAGACCGAAGCCGCUGCCCAGGCCGCCAGCGGAGGCGAGUCCUCCAAGCACCUCUGGGAGGAGAGCUGGGACGAUGACGACACGAGCGACGACUUCUCCGCGCAACUCAAGGAGGAGUUGAAAAAGGUUCAGGAGUCGAAAGGACGAUGA
Clonostachys solani is the source of this 288-nucleotide messenger RNA. The record is from the annotation of a GenBank genome assembly. Lineage: Eukaryota; Fungi; Ascomycota; Sordariomycetes; Hypocreales; Bionectriaceae.